AUGUCUGCUACACAGAAAGCAAAACAAGCGCAGGCAAAGCCUCCCCCAUUGACCACGCAAGAGAUUCAGCAAAACUAUAACAGAUUCCAAAGUGAGCUGCAGGGCUUGGCGAGUAAGAUCGGAGAGCUUGAGCAGGAAGCCGAGGAGCAUGGCCUAGUACUAGCGACACUCGACGAGGCACUCGCGGAUGAGCCCGGUCGCAAGUGCUUCCGGCUGGUUGGCGGCGUCCUUGUCGAACGGACAGUGAAAGACGUCGUUCCUGCUUUGCAACAUAACAAGGAGAACAUCUCGAAGGCAAUCUCCACGCUGUCGGAGCAGUACAAAGUGAAAGAAGAGGAACUUGACACGUUCAAGAGGGAGUACAAUAUUAUACCAGCAACCGCGGGUUAG
Messenger RNA from Laetiporus sulphureus 93-53, 390 nucleotides. RefSeq names its product Prefoldin beta-like protein. NCBI's taxonomy places the organism in Eukaryota, Fungi, Basidiomycota, Agaricomycetes, Polyporales, Laetiporaceae. The transcript has 4 exons. The coding region runs from base 1 to 390 and encodes 129 amino acids. Gene Ontology annotation, cellular component: prefoldin complex; cytoplasm. Gene Ontology annotation, molecular function: protein folding chaperone. Gene Ontology annotation, biological process: protein folding. The record is from RefSeq and is a predicted model, not a curated record.